Messenger RNA from Adineta steineri, 1825 nucleotides. The record is from the annotation of a GenBank genome assembly. NCBI's taxonomy places the organism in Eukaryota, Metazoa, Rotifera, Eurotatoria, Adinetida, Adinetidae.
UUGAAUGUCCAUUUACCGGUAUGUGGACAUUUAAACAAGUUGGACAACCAAACUCUUUAAUUCAAACACGUAUUCGUGGUGGUGUAACCCCACGACCACGUGAUCAUGGGUGGUAUAUAACUUGUGAUCCACAAUAUAUGGUAUCACAAUGGUCAAUAUGUGGUGAUCAAACAAAAUCAAUGUUUGCAGAUCGUGAAUAUUGUCGACAAUUAGAUCCAUAUGGCACACCCAUUGGUGUUUAUGAACAACCAGAUUAUAUUUAUCAAUGUGCUGGAUAUUGGAGAGAAGAUUCCCGAUCAAUGAUGGUGACAUAUGAUCGUGAUGAUCCAUAUAUAAAUUAUAAAUGUUGGGUUUAUGAAAGAAGAGAUUUGACAACAAUAACAUUAUCAAGAUCAGCUGGUUCAGCUUGUGGUUUUAAUCAAACAUCUGAAAGUUAUAAACCAGAAGAUGGUGCUGAUCUUGCUGUGACACUUAUUGAAGCAGAGCGUAUUCAUGAUGAUUGUCCAAUUCGUUAUGAUGAUGGUCGAAAUGUAUUUGUUGAUUUAGAAGAAUUUAAUUUUUAUUAUGCCAAAUCAUCAAAAUGUGCAAUUGAUAAAAUUAUGGUUAUAAUGUUAAUGAUAAGACCAUUAAUAUUAUUAUUUCUAAUAUUAAUCAAUGAAAAAGUAAAAAGUCAACUUCGAUGUACAUUUGAUCGUCCAUUAUUAGGAGAAUAUUAUUCAUAUGAAAAUGGUCUUGAAACUCAUACAUCAUUAAAAGAAAAUGGUGAUAUAGAUAGACUUUUUUAUCGUCGUCAAUCAGGUCUUGGUGCUACUGCAAGUAUUAUAACAAUUCUUGAUAAUCAUGCACUUGGAGAAUGUUUUCGUCUUGAAUGGAGAGAAAAUCCUUUUGAUCAUGCUUCAAAACAUCAUUAUGAACUUAUUUAUCGAGAUAAAGAAAAAUCAUGUUAUCAAUGUUAUCAAUUGUAUAAUCGAACACGAAAUAUUGUUCAAAUACGAAAAAGUGAAUGUAAUGAAAUAACUUCCAUUGUAACAAAUCAAAUGAAUUUUCAAGAUCUUUGUGCAAGUAUUAGUUUAGAUGCUGAUUUUGAUACAUUAUUUUCAAAAACUUAUUCUGCUGAAGAAUGUCGUGCAACUAUUUAUGGAACAUUUCAUUUUACAUAUGAAUUUCGUGAAGGUGGUAUUGGAAUAUGUGAUAAUCCAAUUUCACGUUUAGUUUCUUGUCCUGAUCCUGGUACACCAUUUGAAGCUGUUAAUGAACGAUUUUGGAUGACAUAUGGUUAUUGUCGUGAUCUUGUUUCAUCUAUAGAUGCUCAACCACUUUAUCAAUGUUUGGGUUAUUGGAUAAAUGAUAAAGGUGAUAUAUUUACUGGAAUAGCAAAUGAACGUGUUGGAUCAGAACGUUGGUAUGAUAAAUUUCGUUGUAUGUUAACAAGACAAGAUCAACCACAAUGGUUUGCCAAAUCUUUAUUUGCGGAAUGUUCACGAUUAUAUUCUCCAACUGAUGGACCGGAAAAAGUUAUUAUUACACCAAUUAUUCCUGAAGUUCCAACACCAACUUGUUUUUUUCCCGAUAAUUUUACAGGAGAAUGGGUUAAUACAGCUAAUGUUAAUGCAAGAACAAUAAUUAAUGCAACACAUAUACAUGAAAUAUCUCAAGUUAAUAAUCGUGGUUGGUUAAGAGAAACAUAUUAUGUUUGUCAACAAAUAAGUCGACAACAAUUUUUAGUUAAAACAGUUACAAAAGGAGAAUGUUUUUCAUAUUAUAUUUGUUUCGAUUUCAAAGAUCGUCAUCAUAAUAUAUUAAGAUAUAGAAAAUCAAAAUCAUU